Molecule: messenger RNA, 3022 nt
Organism: Xenopus tropicalis (tropical clawed frog)
Lineage: Eukaryota; Metazoa; Chordata; Amphibia; Anura; Pipidae
Gene: fzd2
Product: frizzled class receptor 2
Biological process (GO): cell surface receptor signaling pathway
Cellular component (GO): membrane; plasma membrane
Molecular function (GO): transmembrane signaling receptor activity
Source: RefSeq, marked provisional
GACUUGAAACAGCCUGUAGAGGAGUAAGGAGGAGAAGCGGAGCACAAAGAGAAAGUGAUCCGGAUCAGAACCACAGGGAAAGCGGCCGAGGCAGCCCGAUCCGACACAACCCAACCGAACCGCACGUCCUGCAAACUUGGCUGAACUUCCACAAACAAACCGGGGAGUGAAACCGGGGCAGGCUCCCAAACCGACCAGCGAGUCGCUCGGAAUCGUUCCGUCCAAAAUGAACCGGACAGAGUGGAGGUAAGCGGCACGAUCGCUGCUGGAACCCCGUAGGGUCGAACUGUUGUCCCGCUCCAGCCUGCGACUAUUGGGAAGCAACUGCAACAGUCGCGCACAGUCUGCCCGCUUGUCGCUCAGGCAAAGCUACUCCAUUGAUUUGGCUCUCAGAACAGCAGCCCCUUCUCUGCCUCAGCAAUGCAGGGAGUCACCAGAAGCUCCAAUCUGAUUGUGUGCCAUCUCUUUGCCCUGUGCCUCCUCAGCUUUGCCCAACUCCAUGGAGAAAAGGGCAUUUCUGUGCCAGAACAUGGCUUCUGCCAGCCCAUCUCUAUCCCCCUCUGCACAGACAUUGCUUACAAUCAGACCAUAAUGCCCAACCUGUUGGGUCACACUAACCAGGAGGAUGCUGGCCUGGAGGUGCACCAGUUCUAUCCGCUUGUCAAGGUCCAGUGUAGUUCUGAGCUGCGUUUCUUCCUCUGCUCCAUGUACGCCCCAGUAUGCACGGUGCUGGAGCAGGCCAUCCCCCCAUGCAGAUCCAUAUGUGAGAGGGCACGACAUGGCUGCGAGGCCCUAAUGAACAAGUUUGGCUUCCAGUGGCCUGAAAGACUACGGUGUGAGAACUUUCCACGUCAUGGAGCGGAGCAGAUUUGUGUUGGACAGAACCACUCUGAAGAUGGAGGUCCGACUCUGCUAACCACCAGUCCACCCCACCAUGGUACGCCUGGGCCACCCAUCUAUGCCACACUGGACCAUCCAUUUCAUUGUCCUCGAGUGCUGAAAGUCCCCUCUUACCUCAACUACAGGUUCUUGGGAGAGAAGGACUGCGCUGCUCCAUGUGAGCCUUCCAAGAAUGAUGGUUUCAUGUUUUUCAGUCAGGACGAGAUCCGCUUUGCCCGCGUUUGGAUUCUCAUCUGGUCUGUGCUGUGUUGUGCAUCCACCUUCUUCACCGUGACAACCUACUUGGUGGACAUGCAGAGGUUUCGCUAUCCCGAAAGGCCCAUCAUAUUCCUGUCUGGUUGCUACACCAUGGUGUCUGUGGCCUACAUUGCUGGGUUUGUGCUGGGCGACAAAGUGGUCUGCAAUGAAAAUUUUUCAGAGGACGGCUACAAAACUGUUGUACAGGGGACUAAGAAGGAAGGUUGCACUAUCCUCUUCAUGAUGCUUUAUUUUUUUAGUAUGGCCAGCUCAAUCUGGUGGGUCAUUCUCUCCUUGACUUGGUUUCUGGCUGCUGGUAUGAAGUGGGGGCAUGAGGCCAUAGAAGCCAACUCGCAGUACUUUCAUCUGGCAGCAUGGGCUGUACCUGCCGUGAAGACCAUCACUAUACUGGCAAUGGGUCAGAUAGAUGGAGACCUCCUGAGUGGGGUUUGCUUUGUGGGUCUAAAUAACAUUGACCCACUCAGAGGUUUUGUGUUGGCCCCACUUUUUGUCUACCUCUUCAUUGGAACCUCCUUUCUCUUAGCUGGCUUCGUAUCCCUCUUCAGGAUCAGAACCAUCAUGAAGCAUGAUGGCACCAAGACGGAGAAGUUGGAGAGGCUUAUGGUGCGUAUUGGGGUCUUCAGCGUCCUCUACACGGUUCCUGCCACUAUUGUUAUCGCAUGCUACUUCUACGAGCAGGCGUUUAGAGAGCACUGGGAGCGUAGCUGGGUCAGCCAGAAUUGCAAAAGCCUGGCCAUUCCCUGCCCCCUGCAGUAUACCCCACGCAUGACCCCAGAUUUUACUGUAUAUAUGAUCAAAUAUCUCAUGACCCUUAUUGUUGGCAUCACGUCAGGGUUCUGGAUCUGGUCAGGCAAGACUCUACACUCCUGGAGAAAGUUUUACACAAGGCUCACCAACAACAAACAUGGGGAGACCACAGUGUGAGGAAGGAGAUGGAUGGUUAGAGGACACCAGUCCUUUAUCACUGGACUACCACUGACUGUAAAUUCCUACAUGUAUUUUAUCUCUCUCCCAUAUUCCCGGGAUCCCAAGCAGUCUUUACAGUUAUCGGGUGAAAGGCCCUAUAGAAUACCAUCAUCAGGUACAUCCCUUUGGAUUUGUAAUAAAACAAACUGUAAAUAGUUUUUUGCCCCCAUAAAUGUAAUUAUAUAUUUCUAUUUAAAAUAUGGGGCAGAAAAUUGAGAAACAAUAGAAAAAUGUUUGCGGGGGCAAAUACUCAUUCACCCCCCCCCCCCUUUCAAGUAUUUUCUUGAUUCAGCAGUGCCUUCUGUGUAAAUGAAGUCCUAUAGCCUCCAGUCCUCGGCCUGUAUUUGCCCUUUAAUACUGCUCAGUUCGACGUUAACCCUGAAAAAAGUGUUAUUGGUACGAAUUUCCUCUUGAACUUGAAGGUUUCAUUUUGAAGACAACCAAAGAACUUGGGAGCCACUAAAGUUGCUUGUGAGACUUGAUGGCCUAACACAGACUUUUUUGGGGAGAAGGGUCCAUGGAAUUUUCUUUGCUCCCAGUUAUCCACAUUGUGAGAACAUACAUGGACUUAGCCAGUCCUUCAUUGCUGUGUGUUGCAAUGCAUGCUAUGAGAACUAAUACAUGGCUAGGGACAGACUUACAUAUGCAAUCUGGACAUUUUCUGAACACUGAAUUUAAGUAUUAGAGGGGAGGUACCUUAUUAACCCCUUUGUUUGCUGGAGAUCAACUUUCCCUAUCCCGGUGGGUCUUCGCUAAAGCCCGUCAUGUUGCCGCUCCACGGUUCCUCUUUGAAUAAUGAUAUGUUGACGUGUUUCUUUGUGUUUUUUUUUUCUAUGUGAUCUUAUUAUUAUUAUUAUUUUUGCCCCUUUGAAAUAAAAAUAUUUUUUGUUAAGAACAA